This is a messenger RNA of Echinococcus granulosus, 477 nucleotides long. RefSeq lists its product as hypothetical. The transcript has 5 exons. The record is from RefSeq and is a predicted model, not a curated record. NCBI's taxonomy places the organism in Eukaryota, Metazoa, Platyhelminthes, Cestoda, Cyclophyllidea, Taeniidae. Bases 1 to 477 code for a protein of 158 amino acids.
AUGGAUUCUUUGGCACGAAUAUUCGUGCCGUUUUUUGCCUUUAAUUUAAUGAGUGAUAGUUUUCACUUACGUCUUGAAGAAAUAUCAUUAGAUGGACAUGGACGGAUAAGAAUGAGUCACUUUCUCAUCAUUGUGGAAACCACAAAUGUUUUCCAACGAACGAGUUCUAGCUCUCAAGCAAAAAAAACAACCCAUGUAUAUUGUUUAGCUAGGCGAAUUAGGUUAUUAACUUCUAGACUAAAUAAGCACAAAUUAAAAUCGAACAAUCAAAUGAGUAUCCAUCUAACAUAUGAAAUAUGUGACGGCGAUCCUUCUCUGAACCAGAUAUAUCAUAAAAAACUUUCUGCAAGUCUGCAGAAAGCUAUAAUUGGAAAAAUUAAACCUUUCAAAGAUGUUCUUUUUAGAAGGCAGUUAUCCAUGAACAGAAUCCAAAACAUCUCAUUAAAUUUUGAAUUAAGUCGCUUAGCCAAUAAUUAA